This is a messenger RNA of Penicillium diatomitis, 1212 nucleotides long. RefSeq lists its product as uncharacterized. The transcript has a single exon. The coding region runs from base 1 to 1212 and encodes 403 amino acids. The record is from RefSeq and is a predicted model, not a curated record. NCBI's taxonomy places the organism in Eukaryota, Fungi, Ascomycota, Eurotiomycetes, Eurotiales, Aspergillaceae.
AUGAAUCCCACUUUGGAGAGAUUCCUCAACUCGAGCUCGUUCUUCUUCUUCAGCCUUGUCUGCUUGUGUCUCAUUCUACUUACGCCGGCCGAUGCCAUUUACCAGUGUUGGGUCACAGAUCGCCUCACGAACAUCUUCUUCAUCGCCGGCGCAUACGUUCUUACGUUCAUUCUUGCAGCUCUGAUAUAUGCGACUCGGCUCUAUACCAAUCGAACGGCACUUGCGGGCAUCCCCAAGGCGUGGAUCCCCAUCGAGGAGGAAGAUGUCACAAAGAGCGUGAGACGACUGGUGGUGGACGGACUGGCCCGUAGCGCAGUGAUCACCUACCAAGCGUGCCCGCGCGACACAACGGGAGAAGAGAACAGCUUCUCAAAUUACCAGGAUCUCUUGGUCGACCCCGAGCGGCCCCCUUGGGGCUCCGUCGAGCAUCCCGGGUGGUCGUCUCCGAAAUCGACAGACCUGCCCGAUCUCCCCUAUCGCACUGUGAUCCUGGAACUCCCAGAUCUUAUCGAAGCAAAAGCCGUCUCCACAGCUCCUGCAGACGACACCUUACCGAACACCAUGGACCCCUUUCCCGACAUGCGCGCCGUAGAGGUUCUUCAAAGACCUCCUUCGAUGGGUGUACGACAGUACCUCAUACACCUCGGAAACCUCGGGGUCAUCACAUCCCCGAGUCUUGUGGUUGAAUUCACUUCGCUUUAUGAACGUGCGCGCUUCUCAUCCCAUCAACUACGCGAACCGGAAUUUCGAGAAUUGAUGCGCUUGUUUGCAGACAUUCUCAGGGCAAUCAUGCCCAUGCCUCCACCAAUCCUUGAAGGCAUCCGUGACAGUAUAAGUUACCAAACUGAGACAGAGUCCAUGAUAGGACCGUCGGAUGUGGAAGGCGAGUCAGAUACUGUGGACCACCAAAUCUACGACGGCGCAUUCACUCCAACGAGAAGCGUCAGUCUGCGACCAUCGAUGGCGUCAAUGUGGGAUGCCCGUUCUGGCCGCAGUGCAUCUUCGGCUGCGCACAGCCCGCUGUCCCGAUUCUCCGUUAGAAGUGGCUCAUAUAGGGGACUGCAAUCAUUGCAGACGCGGUCCACCGAAUCGCUGCGUCGAGUCCGAUCAGGGCAGUCCGGUAGCUCGGGGGGUAGCGUGAUUCGACUGGCACGUCCACAGGACCCCACUGACCUGCCUUAUACAUUCAACUACGCCGGUCGUAGGAACUGA